UGGUACUACGCUUCUAAAUCUUGCAUUAGCGUAACAACUCCAUGGAUCAUCCUCUUUCCAAAUCCAGACAGCAAAAACAAUGAUUCAUCAUCAUCAUACCAUAGAUACGAUUUUCACCUUUUGAAUCUGUUUACUCGAGAGAAGAUUCAUCUUCCGUCUUUGGAGUCCAUUUAUGGAUUUUGUGAGAAUGAGUGAUACUACAUUUUGGGAGAUGACAACACUAGCUGGAAACUAAUUCAACCUUUAAUGUAUCAAGAAUGCAUUGAUAUGGUGUAUAGAGAACGCAAGCUUUACAUGCUUAGUGAUACUCGAGUCACAAUGUUUGAUUUCUCCCGGUGCAGUGGAAUUUACAAGUUUCGAAUCUUUGAAUCAUUAAACUGGAUAAGAACCAGUUCUAUAGGGGAUGAAGCACUGAUUUUGGGUUUAGGAAUAACUGUUGCAGCCAAAGAUGGAGUUCUGAAAAAUUGUAUCUAUGUUAAUACAAUUGACGAGCCUAAUGAUUAUAGAUACGAUACAAGUAGGACACUCCAUGCUAAGAAGGGUAUUCGAGAUCUACCAUAUAGAAACCAAGACCUUGGCCCAAGUGUAUCAACCUCUUGGUGCUUCGUCGUCUCCAAUACCUUUCAAGCAUGCUUGUUGGUUCUUAAAUUGUUGCUUUAA
Capsella rubella is the source of this 660-nucleotide messenger RNA. Its product is annotated as F-box protein KIB3-like. Lineage: Eukaryota; Viridiplantae; Streptophyta; Magnoliopsida; Brassicales; Brassicaceae. The record is from RefSeq and is a predicted model, not a curated record.